This is a messenger RNA of Condylostylus longicornis, 1007 nucleotides long. RefSeq names its product S-formylglutathione hydrolase. The record is from RefSeq and is a predicted model, not a curated record. The transcript is spliced from 2 exons. The coding region runs from base 88 to 942 and encodes 284 amino acids. Gene Ontology annotation, cellular component: cytosol. NCBI's taxonomy places the organism in Eukaryota, Metazoa, Arthropoda, Insecta, Diptera, Dolichopodidae. Gene Ontology annotation, biological process: formaldehyde catabolic process. Gene Ontology annotation, molecular function: S-formylglutathione hydrolase activity.
AGAUGUGUGUGGAAUGUGGAUUGUGCUUAUCUCUAACGUUACUAGUUAGCAGUUAGUUAAAUUUUUUACCAAAAAAAAAUUAUAAAAAUGCCUUCAUUGACCUUGGUAUCAAGCAAUAAAUGUUUCGCGGGUGAUCAAAAUGUCUAUUCUCAUCAAUCCAGUACAUUAAAUUGUUCUAUGAAAUUUUCUAUAUAUAUACCGCCAAAUGCUGAUAUUGAAAAUAAGGUUCCAGUGUUAUAUUGGUUAAGCGGUUUAACAUGUACGGAAGAAAAUUUUGUUAUCAAAGCAGGCGCUCAACGAUAUGCUGCUGAGAAUGGGAUCGCUAUAGUAUGUCCAGAUACGUCACCACGCAACGUGAAUAUUCCCGGUGAAGAUGACAGUUAUGAUUUUGGUUCUGGGGCUGGAUUUUAUGUAGAUGCAACUCAAGAGCCUUGGUCUAAACAUUAUAAAAUGAAUAGUUAUGUUACCUCUGAACUGAUAAAUUUGAUAUCAGACAAUUUUCCAAUGCUGUCUAAUAAGAAAAGUAUUUGUGGUCAUAGUAUGGGGGGCCAUGGUGCCCUUAUAUGUGCUCUUAAAAAUCCUGGAUUAUAUUGUUCAGUUUCCGCAUUUGCUCCAAUAUCAAAUCCAAUAAAUUGUCCUUGGGGUCAGAAGGCAUUUAAAGGUUAUUUAGGAGAAAAUCAGAAUGAUUGGAAAGAGUUUGAUGCAACAUCAUUAGUUGCAAAUUAUAGUGGAGUUCCAAUUGAAAUUUUUAUUGAUCAAGGAAUUGAUGAUAAGUUUUAUAAAGAAAAGCAACUUCUACCAGAAAAUUUGGUUGAAAGCUCAGCAAAAAAUAAUAAUGUCCAAGUAGUUUUGAAAAUGCGUGAUGGAUAUGAUCAUAGUUAUUUUUAUAUUGCAUCUUUUAUUGGUGAACAUAUUGAAUAUCAUGUUAAGCAUUUAAAAUAACGCAUGUAUUAAUAAACAUAUUAAUUUUUUAUUUUGAAUAAAUAUUUUAAAUUUGUAAACGUUAA